GCGGCGAGAAAAAAGAGCCUCCGCUCGGGAAAUGACUUCAUACGACACCCAAAACUUAACAACCUCUCCGAUAUAAGCCGAGACUGCAUUACACGCCAUGGCUCCCACAGCCCCCAUGAACAUAAUACCAACCCCGCCGGCACCAGGAGCUGACAACGGAGCACCUCCGCCGUGGCAGCAGCAGCAGUUCCAAGGCGCACCCACGCCUGAGCAGGUCAAGGCGCUGCAAGAGGAGGACAAGCGGAGGGCGGAGAUCAAAGCCCGGGCAGGCCAGCCGAACGCGGGCGUGGGCGAGGUGGUCAAGACGAUCAGCGCCGACGAUUUCCUCAAGGUCCACCAGGCACCAUGCUCACGAGAUGGAUUUCUGCAGGGCAUAGCCGCCGGUGCGGCGGUUGGUGGGCUGCGCUGGGUCAUUGGAGCCCCAAUACCUAAAUCCGCAAAUUGGGCGGUGGGAGCCUUCAUCCUUGCCGCAACAGGCUCGUAUGAGUACUGUCAGUACAACCGGAGACUCCAGCGCGAAAAUAUGAAGAGAACCGUAGAGGUAUAUACCCAAAGAGCAGCCGAAGCGAAAGCGAAACAAGAUGCGAAGAAAAAGGCCCACGAGGAAGCAGAAGCUGCAAGGUUAGCAGCACGGAAGAGCUGGUACAAAUUUUGGUAGUUCCAUCCAUCAGGGCGCAGUUUUGACUAAGGGAUGAAUGUAACGCUAUUGUGACAGUAUGUGUAAGUAUAUAGAGCAUUACAUUUCUGGGCCAUUCAUUGAGCCGCCAGUAUUGAAUAUGGGUAUAUAUUGUUCGAAGAAAAGCACUUUCUUGCAUGUGGCGUAUGCCUAUGCCUUCAUUAGCUAGUCAGCCAAAAAAAA
This is a messenger RNA of Pyricularia grisea, 859 nucleotides long. RefSeq lists its product as uncharacterized. NCBI's taxonomy places the organism in Eukaryota, Fungi, Ascomycota, Sordariomycetes, Magnaporthales, Pyriculariaceae. Gene Ontology annotation, biological process: mitochondrial respiratory chain complex IV assembly. Gene Ontology annotation, cellular component: mitochondrion; mitochondrial inner membrane. The transcript is spliced from 2 exons. The coding region runs from base 98 to 658 and encodes 186 amino acids. The record is from RefSeq and is a predicted model, not a curated record.